This is a messenger RNA of Budorcas taxicolor (takin), 2076 nucleotides long. It is a transcript of the gene ZNF81, whose product is annotated as zinc finger protein 81. The coding region runs from base 1 to 2076 and encodes 691 amino acids. The transcript has 4 exons. NCBI's taxonomy places the organism in Eukaryota, Metazoa, Chordata, Mammalia, Artiodactyla, Bovidae. The record is from RefSeq and is a predicted model, not a curated record. Gene Ontology annotation, biological process: negative regulation of transcription by RNA polymerase II; regulation of immune system process; regulation of cytokine production.
AUGAGGGUUAAGGAAAGCUGUCUCUGGAACAUAAAAGCACAAGAAGAAGAAGCAAGUGCUAAUGUAGAAGCUGCAGCAACUUAUCCAGAAGAUCCAGUUAGAAUAACUAAUAAAGAUGGCUACACCAAACAGCAGUUUUCCACUGUGUCAGUGUCCUUUGAGGAUGUGACUGUGGACUUCAGCAGGGAGGAGUGGCAGCAUCUGGACUCUGCUCAGAGGCGCCUGUACCAAGAUGUGAUGUUGGAAAACUACAGCCACCUCCUCUCACUGGGGUAUGAAGUUCCCAAACCAGAGGUCAUAUUCAAGUUGGAGCAAGGAGAGGAGCCUUGGGCAUUGAAGGAAAAAGCCCUACAUCACAGCUGCUCAGAUGGAAAGUUUGGGAUUAAAACCUUACAAAAAAGAAUUUCUGGAAAAGUUUCAUUUCAUGGUGAAAUGGAAGGUGAAGAUGCAAAAGAUGAUUCAUUGUAUUCCAUUUUAGAAGUACUGUGGCAAGAUGCUGAACAGAUAAAAAGCUACCAGGAAAAGCAGAACAAACCUCUGAGUCAUGCUGCUUUCAUCAAUAAGAAAAUAUUGAAUACAGAGUGGGAUUAUGAAUAUAAAAACAGGGGAAAAUUUAUUCAUCCAGGCCCAAAUUGUAUUCCUUCACAGAAAAGACCCCAUAAACGUAACUCAUUUGGAAAGAAUUUAAAGCAUAAUUUAGGUGUACAUAUUCAUAGUGAAAGCAGUCCAACAAAUAACUUUGAUAAAAUUACUGGACACAGUCAAGUUUUCACCCAGAGCUCUUCUUAUACUAACCAUGAAAAUACACAUACUGGAGUAAAAUUCUGUGAUAGCAAUCAGUGUGGAAAAGUCUUCAGCUUCAAACAAGCAGUCAGUCAGAAUCUGAAAUUUCCUGUUGGGGAGAAAGCAAAUAUGUGUACUGAACUUGGGAAGAUCUUCACCCAGAGGUCACAACUCUUUGCACCUCAGAGAAUUCAUACUAUGGAUAAACCUCAUGAACUUAGGAAAUGUGUAAAUGUUUUUGCACAGAAGCCACUACUCAGUAUUUAUUUGAGAGUUCAUAGAGAUGAAAAGCUAUAUAUAUGUUCUGAGUGUGGAAAGGCAUUCAUCCAGAAUUCAGAAUUAAUUAUGCAUGAGAAAAUUCAUACCAGAGAAAAACCCUAUAAAUGUCAUGAAUGUGGAAAAUCAUUUUUCCAGGUGUCAUCUCUCCUAAGGCAUCAGACAACCCAUACUGGAGAAAAACUUUAUGAAUGCAGUGAAUGUGGGAAAGGCUUCUCCCUGAACUCAGCCCUCAAUGUACAUCAGAAAAUUCAUACUGGAGAGAGACACCAUAAGUGCAGUGAGUGUGGGAAGGCCUUUACCCAAAAAUCAACACUCAGAAUGCAUCAGAGAAUUCAUUCAGGAGAGAGAUCCUAUAUAUGUACUGAAUGUGGGCAGGCCUUCAUCCAAAAGGCACACUUGAUUGCACAUCAAAGAAUUCACACUGGAGAGAAGCCUUAUGAAUGCAGUGACUGUCAGAAAUCUUUCCCCUCUAAGUCACAACUCCAGAUGCAUAAGCGAAUUCACACAGGAGAGAAACCCUACAUAUGCACUGACUGUGGUAAGGCCUUUACCAACAGAUCAAAUCUGAAUACUCACCAGAAAUCUCACACUGGAGAGAAGUCUUAUAUAUGUGCUGAAUGUGGGAAAGCCUUCACAGAUAGGUCAAAUUUCAAUAAACACCAGACUAUUCAUACUGGAGAGAAGCCCUAUGUUUGUGCUGAUUGUGGGAGGGCCUUCAUCCAGAAGUCAGAGUUACUUACACAUCAGAGAAUCCAUACUACAGAGAAGCCUUAUAAAUGUUCUGACUGUGAGAAAUCCUUUUCAAAGAAACCACACCUCAAAGUACAUCAGCGAAUUCACACAGGAGAGAAACCAUAUAUAUGUGCAGAAUGUGGGAAAGCUUUCACAGACAGGUCAAAUUUCAAUAAACACCAGACAAUUCAUACUGGAGAUAAACCCUAUAAAUGUAGUGACUGUGGAAAAGGCUUCACUCAGAAAUCAGUUCUGAGUAUGCAUCGGAAUAUUCAUACAUGA